This is a messenger RNA of Desarmillaria tabescens, 4480 nucleotides long. Its product is annotated as P-loop containing nucleoside triphosphate hydrolase protein. Gene Ontology annotation, molecular function: ATP binding; ATP hydrolysis activity; ABC-type transporter activity. Bases 1 to 4416 code for a protein of 1471 amino acids. Gene Ontology annotation, biological process: transmembrane transport. Gene Ontology annotation, cellular component: membrane. Lineage: Eukaryota; Fungi; Basidiomycota; Agaricomycetes; Agaricales; Physalacriaceae. The transcript is spliced from 30 exons. The record is from RefSeq and is a predicted model, not a curated record.
AUGGCUACCUGUCGCGACACAGAGGGAUGGUCCAUCAUUUCUCGUACUCGUCCUUUUGAUCUCACUCUCUGUUUCGAGGAAGGCAUCCUCUUCUCCACUCUCUACGCGCUACUGCUAGCUUUCGCGGCUGCAAAAUCCCUAUCUCUUUCUGCAAAAAUCUCGAGAACAAGGUCGUCCAGGAGUCGAUGGAUACUGCGCUUCAAAAUUCUCUUUCUUACCCUCGCAUUCUCCGUCAGCAUCGCCAAUCUUAUCUACACUGUACAUGCAAGGAUACCCGUGCCCGUGUUCCAGUCAUACGUAUUUGAAUCUAUUUCGCUCGCGGCUGCCGUUGUCCUCACAUUUUUCAAUCAUACUCGAGCUAGGAACUCAUCUUCCAUUCUUCUCAUAUAUUGGCCACUCCAUUCUCUCGUAUAUGCUAUCUGGACGCGAACUGUUUUGACAAGUGGUCUUAACCAUGUUUUAUUCACGUUCAAGUCAAUCAUAACAGGACUCGGCAUCCUAUCUUUCCUUCUGGAAUGCGUUGGGCCGGAGUGGGGAUCAGAAGAAAAGAUUCCUGAGGGCAUGCAUACCGAAAACCCGGUCAUCACAGCGAAUAUCUUCAGUCGAUGGUUCUUUUCUUGGAUGACGCCCCUCAUGAAGAAAGGUGCUUCCCAAUAUAUCUCUGAGAACGACUUGCCGUCUCUACGACCUGAAGAUGAUUCUGAGCGACUCGGGAAGACCUUGCAUGAUGCACUGCAAAAACAGGCUCUUUUCAUUUCAUACGGUGGCCCUUACGCGUUAGCUGCUGGAAUGAAGCUUGUUCAGGAUUGUCUUUCAUUUUUGCAACCACAGUUGCUACGCUGGCUUCUAUCAUACAUAUCAAUCUACCAAACCGCGCGGUAUGCUGACGGUUCUACCAAGCCCCACCCUCUAGAAGGCUUUUCGAUAGCCGUGCUCAUGUUCGUUGCAUCGGUCGCUCAAACUGUCAUCUUAAACCAGUACUUCCAAAUUGCAUUCCAAACUGGAAUGAGAGUACGCUCGGGGCUCGUUUCCGUCAUCUACGCAAAGGCCUUAGUUCUCUCCAACGACGAACGAGGACGGGCAUCUGGUGACAUAGUAAACUUGAUGUCUGUUGAUGCGACGAGACUCCAGGACUUCUGCCAGUUCGGAUUGAUUUCUAUUUCCGGUCCUUUCCAGAUUACAUUGGCAUUUAUCUCUCUGUAUAACAUGCUUGGAUGGCCUGCCUUUGUUGGCGUUGCUAUAAUGAUGUUUUCUGUCCCUCUAAACACUUUCAUUGCUCGCAUACUGAAACGCAUGCAAGAAACCCAAAUGAAGAACCGCGAUAUGCGAACACGGCUGAUGAGCGAGUUAUUGUCUAACAUCAAGAGCAUCAAACUUUACGCCUGGGAAUACGCCUUUUUGCGAAAGAUAUUGACAGUUCGAAAUGAAAAGGAGUUGAAGAUGCUGAGGAAGAUAGGCAUCGCAACGUCCCUUAAUAUGAUGCUAUGGACCGGUAUUCCUCUGCUUGUGGCGUUCAGUUCCUUUGCUGUGGCCGCCAUUGCCUCUUCUAAACCGCUAACAUCUGACAUCAUUUUCCCCGCGAUAUCACUUUUCAUGCUGCUCCAAUUUCCGUUGGCGAUGUUCAGCCAAGUCACCUCAAACCUCAUCGAAGCAAUUGUGUCGAUCAGGCGACUUUCGGACUUUUUGGAAGCAGAUGAGUUACAGGCGGACGCACGCAAACUAAUAGAGAAACCCAAUCUGCAACAUGGUGACACCGUAUUGUCCAUUAGAAACGCGGAUUUUAGCUGGUCUACAGAAGCCGUUCAACCUGUUUUAGAAGACAUCAACUUAACUGUUCGAAAAGGAGAGUUGUUUGGAGUCCUCGGCAAAGUGGGAUGCGGAAAGACGAGCCUUCUGUCUGCCAUCAUUGGCGACAUGAUUAGGACGGAAGGGGAUCUGACCGUCUAUGGCACUGUUGCAUAUUGCCCGCAAAACCCUUGGAUUCUUUCAGCGACUGUUCGAGACAACAUCCUCUUUUCCCAUGAAUACGACGAAGUGUUUUAUAAUCUAGUCAUUGAAGCUUGUGCUCUCGUACCUGAUCUGGCAUUGUUGCCUCAAGGCAUUACACUUAGCGGUGGCCAGCGAGCUCGUCUCGCGUUAGCUCGCGCCGUCUACGCCCGGGCUGACCUGCAAGUUUCUUUUUUUUGUGUUGUGCUGCUUGACGAUUGCUUAGCCGCAGUAGAUAGCCAUGUUGCACGGCACAUAUUCACAAACGUCAUCGGUCCUCAAGGAAUACUUGCGUCCAAGGCUCGCAUUUUGGUCACUAACAGUAUAGCGUUUAUUAGAGAGUUCGAUCAACUGGCGUAUAUACGCCGAGGUAUCAUACUCGAAAUCGGAAGCUACGAUUCUUUGAUGUCCAACCCUGAGGGAGAAAUAAACAGACUCGUGCACGGUCAUGGCAGGAGCUCAAAUUCGUCCGGUACUUCUACACCAUUUAUCACCGGAGGCAGUGGUGCUAUUACACCCAAAAUCGUUGAGGAAGACCUCGAAGUGGCCAAAUUUGAUAUCACCCUUUCUGAGAAACUCAGGGAUCGGUCCAGUUUCUCCAAGGCGGUAAUUGCCAAACCAUCUCCGAUUCGGUCGCCCGAGUCCACUGGCUUGAGCAAGGAACAUAUGGAACAAGGCCGUGUCAAGACCCAUGUUUACGCGGAAUACAUCCGCGCUGCUUCCAAGACAGGAUUUUCUCUAUUUUUAGCUGCGAUUGUCGCUCAGCAAGCGUCGUCCGUUCUUGGAAACCUUGUUCUUCGAAGCUGGGGAGAACAUAACAGAGAAAUAGGAAGCAACGCUGGAAUGUUGAAGUAUCUUAUCAUCUAUGGCGCGGUGUCGUUGUCUUCCAUCCUUUUGGGAGGGGCAGCUGCCAUUUUGAUGUGGGUGUUAUGCUCUUUGCGCAGUGCGAAGCGACUCCAUGAUGCGAUGCUGGAGGCUCUCAUACAUGCACCACUUAGCUUCUUUGAGUUGACCCCUACCGGCCGUAUUCUGAACCUUUUCUCACGUGAUACCUAUGUCGUUGACCAGAUCUUGGCGCGCGCCAUCCAAAAUCUAUGCAGAACUCUCGCUGUCUGCGUGUUUAUCGUAUUAGUCAUUGGAGCCAGUUUCCCGCUCUUCCUUCUUUCUGUCAUUCCUUUGGGCUAUUUCUAUUUGCAAGUAAUGAAGUACUAUCUUGCUACCUCUCGAGAACUUAAACGCCUAGAUGCAGUGUCUCGUUCACCUAUCUUUGCAUGGUUCUCUGAGUCACUCGCCGGUCUUUCGACUAUCCGCGCCUUCAAUCAAGGAUCUCUCUUCAUUGCCGCGAACCAACGUCGUGUUGAUCGCAAUCAAAUCUGCUACCUCUCAAGUAUCACCGUCAAUCGAUGGUUGUCGGUACGACUUGAAGCAGUUGGCGCUACCAUUAUAUUUUUGGUUGCCACCUUGGCCAUGGUUGCGCUCAUAACUACCGGCGUUGACGCUGGACUGGUUGGCCUUGUCGUGUCGUAUGCUCUAAGCGCGACGUCCUCUUUGAAUUGGGUAGUCAGAUCGGCAAGUGAAGUAGAACAGAAUAUUGUCAGCGUCGAAAGGAUAUUGCAUCAGAGCGAAGUAGUUCCGGAAGCUCCUCACGAGUUGCCUGAUUCAAAACCAGACGGACCUUGGCCCUCAAAAGGCGGAGUCGAGUUCCGUCACUAUUCUACUCGAUAUCGGCCUGAACUCGAUCUAGUACUUAGAGAUAUUACGAUGACCAUAAAACCGAGCGAGAAGAUCGGUGUCUGCGGAAGGACUGGGGCUGGGAAGUCAUCGCUUCUCUUGGCUCUGUUCCGGAUCAUCGAGCCCACCGAAGGAACCAUAUUAAUCGACGGUGUCGAUAUCACAAAAAUUGGGUUACAUGAUUUACGCUCGUCCAUAUCGAUCGUCCCUCAGUCACCAGAUCUGUUCGAGGGGACGCUUAGAGAGAACAUCGAUCCUGUUGGUGAGCAUACCGAUGCAGACAUAUGGGUUGCACUUGGGCAGGCUCAUCUGAAAGCCUACGUUGAAAGCUUGCCCGAGGGGCUUGAUGCACCUGUCCGAGAAGGAGGAUCUUCUUUAUCUUCGGGACAGAGACAAUUACUGUGCUUUGCUAGGGCGCUUUUGCGCAAAUCCAAGGUCCUUGUUUUGGAUGAAGCGACAUCGGCCGUGGAUUUGGAUACUGACAAGGCGAUUCAAGAUAUCAUUCGCGGGCCAGCCUUUACUGACGUUACCAUUCUAACAAUCGCACAUCGUUUGAAUACCAUUAUCGAAUCUGACCGCGUUCUUGUCAUGGAGGCGGGGAAGAUGGCCGAAUUCGACACGCCCCAAGCUCUACUAUCAAAGCCAGACUCGAUAUUUUAUUCUUUGGCCAGUCAGGCUGGGCUUGUUUCCGAAAAGUAGUUACAUUGGAUGCUAGCUACAUACGUACAUACAAUCUAUUCCAUAAAAUAAAUAGAGUCCGGUA